ACAUUACCAUGAUGGAGGAAGAAGAUGAAACCCUAGAACUCUAUGAUCUCCAUUACUCUGAUCUCAUGGCAUUAUCUUCUUCAGAUCACCAGUUAUCAGUAACAUCGGAAAAGAUGGAAUAUUUGGAAUCAGUUAAGAGCACAAUCAUGAAAAACCUAGGUCCCUCCGGUCCAGGUCUUCUCGCCAUUACCGGAGUCCCCAAUGCUUCCAUUCUCCGACGAACGCUGCUUCCAAUGGCUCGAAAGCUCGCUCUCCUUAAGAAUGAAGAUCGCAAACUCAUACUCAAGGAUCAUGGGUUAGGGAGUGAUGUUCCACUGAAGAACAUUGAUAGAACAGUCUCCCCUUUCGCGAUGCAAUUAAGAUAUGAUCAGGAUCCAGAUGUUAGCAACCUCUGUAGCUUAAAUCAUUCAGGGAUUGAAGAUUCUGGUUCAGAUGUUAAGAGUUCAAGUGAAUUCAAGAAUCUUGGGAACAUAUUCAAAGAUUUAGGAAAUUGCAUGAUGGAGCCAGGUCUUCAUCUCGCAAGGGUGUGCGACAAGAUCAUUGGUGGACACGAGCUAGAGCAAUGCUUACUGGAAUCAUGUUCAGCUAAAGGGCGUCUUAUACACUAUCACUCAAUUGUAGAUAACCAAAUCCUGCAAUCUUUGAAAGAUACUCGACCCAAAAGCAAGAAAAUUGCAAAAACCAACCAAGAACACUCCGAUUUAUGGCAGCAGUGGCAUUAUGAUUAUGGUGUGUUCACUGUUUUGACAGCUCCGAUGUUCAUUGUUCCUGAAAAUAACGGUUCUUGCCAAUCAUGUGACGGGAAGGAAUGCCCUUCCCCUAGCGGACAUACAUAUCUGCAAAUACUUUAUCCCAAUAAGAACAGUGUUGUGAGGGUGAAGGCAUCUUCUGAGAGUUUUAUCGUUCAGGUAGGGGAAUCAGGUGACAUAUUGUCAAAGGGCAAACUGCGUGCAACUCUUCACUCCGUUUGUAGGCCCAAAAAUUUGGAAAAUGUGAGCAGGGAAACCUUCGUUGUGUUCUUACAGCCUGCGUGGAGCAAGACGCUUUCUGUCUAUGAUUUUUCAGUGAAAGAUUCAAGUUCAAAUGGUGGGUAUUCAAGAAUAUGUGAUGAGGAGAAUGGGUGUGCAAAAUCAAGUUCAUAUAUUGGUAAAUUGGUUCCACCACUUUGUGAUCGCUUGAAGGACGGAAUGACAUUUGCAGAAUUCUCAAAAGAAACAACAAAGCAAUAUUAUGGAAGCAGCGGAUUGCAGUCGAAGAGAUGAAUUGGUUGAAAGAUGGUUGGCUUAAUUUUCGAUAACAAUGGUGAUUUGGAAUCAUUGAUCCAAGUAGAUAUACACUCUCGGUUCGUAGAAGAAACAAUAUGGAUCAAUAAAAGUAUGGAAGUGCUUUCAUUUGAUUAUAUGAAUUCAGCUUGGCUACUGGUAAUCAUACUGUGGGCAUGGGAAAUCAGAAAUCUUCUACAAAAUUCAUUUCCAGGUUAGUGAUAUUUGUCAUGAAAUUUUAACUGCUUGUGUUACAAAGUUAGCAC
Molecule: messenger RNA, 1528 nt
Organism: Cynara cardunculus var. scolymus (artichoke)
Lineage: Eukaryota; Viridiplantae; Streptophyta; Magnoliopsida; Asterales; Asteraceae
Exons: 2
Coding region: 9-1262 (417 amino acids)
Source: RefSeq, a predicted model, not a curated record